Molecule: messenger RNA, 1748 nt
Organism: Cryptomeria japonica (Japanese cedar)
Lineage: Eukaryota; Viridiplantae; Streptophyta; Pinopsida; Cupressales; Cupressaceae
Product: purple acid phosphatase 22
Molecular function (GO): acid phosphatase activity; metal ion binding
Source: RefSeq, a predicted model, not a curated record
UCAAUUUCAUACUUCAAUUUUAAAGCGAGGUUGUUAUUUUCUAGACUCACAAUUGCAGGUAUUGAGAGGUCACCAAAUUAAAAGAAAAAACAGAGAAAGCCCCAGCUAUAUAAAUCCGCUUUCACAUUUCGUGACUUGAGAGCAUUCCAUUUGCAUUAGAAGUCCAUUCAAAAGCACAGCGUAAUGUAAACUGCAACAAGAGCAGAAAAAAUGGGUAUGGGCUUGUGUAAAAUGUUUUAUUUGCUAUUUAUAAUUGCAUCUCUGUCCUUUGGCUUCCGUUCUGUCAAAGCCGACACAGACCAAGAUCCACAACAGGUGCAUAUUUCUCUUGUAGGAAGUGAUCAUAUGGGAGUUUCAUGGAUUACAAAGGCUUCUGAUGUGCCCUCAAUGGUGGAAUAUGGAACAUCCCCUGGAUCAUACACUUCCUCUGCAACAGGAAAUAGCACUUCUUAUUCCUAUAUCUUAUACAAAUCUAAUAGUAUUCAUUAUGUGGUGAUUGGCCCACUCCAAGCAAAUACAGUUUACUAUUAUCGUUGUGGAGGAUUAGGGGCUGAAUUCAAUUUCAAAACUCCACCCUCACAGUUCCCCAUCACUUUUGCAAUUGUGGGUGAUCCGGGACAAACAGAUUGGACAAAGUCCACAUUAGCACACAUUCAAGAGAUGGAGCAUGAUGUUUUCCUUUUGCCAGGAGACCUUUCCUAUGCAGAUACAUACCAGCCUCUGUGGGACUCAUUCGGCAAGCUGGUAGAACCUCUGGCAAGCAGCAGGCCAUGGAUGGUUACCCAAGGGAAUGAGAUAGAGACCAUUCCACUAAUAAUGAACCACCCAUUCAGAGCAUACAAUGCCAGAUGGAGGAUGCCAUUCGAACAAAGUGGCUCGAGUUCGAAUCUCUUCUACUCAUUUGAAGUUGCAGGUGUGCAUGUAAUAAUGCUGGGCUCCUAUGCAGACUUCGGCCCUGGUUCAGAUCAAUACAACUGGCUGCAGGCGGAUCUUGGAAGGGUAGAUAGAAAAAGAACACCAUGGCUUAUAGCUCUGGUGCAUGCACCCUGGUAUAAUACAAACAGUGCUCAUCAGGGAGAAGGAGAAGACAUGAGAGUAGCGAUGGAGGAAAUGCUGUAUUCUGCAAAAGUAGAUAUGGUGUUUGCAGGGCAUGUUCAUGCAUACGAACGCUUUAAUCGAGUGUAUAACAAUAAGGCCGAUCCCUGUGGAGCUCUUCACAUUACGAUAGGAGAUGGAGGCAACCGCGAAGGACUUGCUUCAAAGUUUGGGCAAAACCAGUCUGGAUUAUCUUUGUUUAGAGAAGCAAAUUUUGGGCAUGGUGAAUUAACAAUAAUGAAUGCAACGCAUGCGUAUUGGACAUGGCAUAGGAAUGAAGAUGGUGAGUCGGUUGCAGCAGACCAAGUUUUGAUUCAGAGCUUCGCCACUUCAACAAGCUGUGCAUAAUAAUCUUAACAUCUCCGCAAUAAAAGAACAGUCCUAACUCUGGUUGUGUAAAUGAUGGGAUAACUUUAAUUUCUGAUGUCCAUAGAUAGCACUUCUUAAAUUUGUUUCUACUGUUAAACAUCUUCAAUUCCCAUCGAUAUUGUUAAAGUUGGUUUCUCUAUAUUUGAUGCAUUUCUCAGAUUUUAAGCAAAAUUUCUCAGAUUUUAAGCAAAUUUUUGUGUCCAUGGUUGUUAUAAUAAUCAUUACGGUGCCUUGUAAAAGACGGGAGAAAAUUGAUGGGCAUGGAGGAAGCGUGUUUUAGUUGA